Bombina bombina (fire-bellied toad) is the source of this 3795-nucleotide messenger RNA. RefSeq names its product extracellular calcium-sensing receptor-like. Gene Ontology annotation, biological process: G protein-coupled receptor signaling pathway. Gene Ontology annotation, cellular component: membrane. Gene Ontology annotation, molecular function: G protein-coupled receptor activity. The record is from RefSeq and is a predicted model, not a curated record. NCBI's taxonomy places the organism in Eukaryota, Metazoa, Chordata, Amphibia, Anura, Bombinatoridae. The coding region runs from base 1 to 3795 and encodes 1264 amino acids. The transcript is spliced from 10 exons.
AUGGCCAUGGAUGCUGCGAUGCACCAGUUUGAAGAGACUGUAUGUGAGCUUGUGGAAGACCACUACUCAGAACUGAGCUUACUUCUGAAGCAACUACUCAAAGAUGUCUCUAUCUCACGUGCCAUACGAGAUGGCAGUACAGAGCCAGGAUUCAUCAUAGACAGUCCAGAAGCCUCAUUAAUGCCUACUAAAUCCCAAAGUCAGCUCCCUCCCCUCAACCGGACAAAGCUGACUGAAAAGACUGAGAACUGUCAGAGGGGUAAUCUAACGGUGCCGCAAACUACUAGCAGCUCACAACAUUACCAUAUGACGGCGGAAAAUAUGCCAUCGGCAAUGACGGACAUUCAGGCAGGAGAGAUCGCAUCUCCUCGUAGCCCAUGCGGCAAACGAACCCCUGUUAAGACAAGAACACUGGACUCAGCGGAACCCAGAGAUACAGAGGCGAACACUUAUGAGGCUUUCUUUAAGUUGACAGAUGUUCCUACUACUCCUAUGUCUUCUAAACAACCUCAGCAACAAUGCUCUCCUGCGCUCUCCUCAGAUAAUGAAAAUGAAGAGUUAUCUGAUUCCAUCCAGAUCUCCAAGCCUUUCCUGACCUUUAUACUUUCUAAACAAGAUUUUAAUAAUCUUCUUGUUCAAGUUCGGCAAUGUAUAAAAGAAGAAAUUUCUGAAAUCACUGAGAUAGGAAACAGGGUAGAAUACUUAGAACAGGAAAAUGAAACAAACCAAACUGAACUAGUCAAUGUUCAACAACACGUACAAGGACAAGACUUGAUCAUACUCCAAUUGCAAGGUAACAAGAAUACUCCAAACUGGUGCUGCUUCUACUUUGUUACUAUAGAUGACAACCAACCCUGGUCCCAACAAAUUCUAGAAGCUCAUAUCACUGUUCUACCAAAGGCAGAUAAAGAUCCGACCAAAGCAGAAAAUUUCCGACCCAUAUCGCUACUUAACACAGACAUAAAAUUAUAUGCUAAGACCCUGUCCUCUCGUCUUAAUAAAAUUCUCCCCCAGCUUAUACACCCCGAUCAAUCGGGAUUCAUACCCAAGCGUGAGGCAUGUGACAAUACAGUUAGGGUCAUACAUCUGGUGGAACAUGUCAGCUGGUCGAAACAGUCUGCAAUUUUAAUCUCUACAGAUGCUGAGAAAGCUUUGGACUGGCUGGACUGGAAAUUUUUAAAAAUAUGUUUGUCUGCCUUCGCUUCUUAUUCCAGUGGACGUGGUUGCAGUCUGGAUGGCUCAGAUCUGAUAGGAAUUUUCCAAGAUGGAGACAUUUUGGUUGGGGCUGUGUUACCUCUUCACAUUGCCAAAAUAUAUCCAAAAAUGUCAUACAAAGAGAAACCUGGAAAUGUUAUUUGUAGAAUGUUUCCGGUAGAGAAUUACUUACAACUACAUUCCAUGAGGUUUGCCAUAGAGGAGAUUAACAAUAAUCCAGAAUUACUCCCCAAUACAACACUGGGCUUUAAGAUUUAUGAUUCGUGUUCUUUGCUGCAAAGAGAGUUGGAGGGAACUCUUUGGAUGGUAACUGGGCAGAAUAAAGCUAUAGCCAAUUUCCAGUGCCAAGAAAAAGAACAAAUGGCUGCCAUUAUUGGACACUCUAUCUCCACUUACUCUAUUCUAAUGGCCCAUAUCCUAGGACUAGCAAGAUACCCACAUAUAAGCCACUUCUCAACCAGUUCUUUGUUAAGUGAUCGGACACAGUUUAAAUCUUUUUUCAGGACUGUUCCCAGUGACACUUUCCAGUCCCAAGGACUGGCCCAGUUGGUGCUGCAUUUUGGAUGGACUUGGGUAGGACUUGUGUCUGUUGAUAAUGAUUAUGGUCAACAAGGUAUUCAGGUCAUCAGACGAGAGAUCCAAAAAGCUGGUGCUUGUGUGGCUUUUACAGAGUACAUUCAGAUUAGUCGGCCUGUCCGUAACAUCCCAUACAUUGUUAAUGUUAUUAAAGAGUCAACUGCUAAGGCUGUAGUAGUUUUUUCUACUGACCUCAGCUUGAUCCCCCUUUUUGAUGAGAUUUUGAAACAGAAUGUUACUGGGAGGAUAUGGAUAGCUAGUGAAGCUUGGGCCUCUUCUGCAUAUUUGUCUACUGAAAAAUACUCUAGAAUCCUUGAAGGAACCAUAGGUUUUGCAUUCCACAGUGAGACAAUGCCUGGUUUCUAUGAUUUCAUUGGGCAAAUUAAGCCAUAUGACUCACCAGGAGAGGCAUGGACAAAAAUGUUCUUAGAAGAAACUGUCGGAUGUGCACUUUUUGAAUUUCAAAAUUACCCAUUAAUUUGGGACAGGCCAAAAAUAAAUUGCACAGAUGUAGCAGUAAACUUACAAAGUAUAUUGAAAAAUUCACCCAACAUAAGAAUUUCAUAUAACUUAUACAGUGGUAUGUAUGUUAUAGCCAAAGCAUUGCAUGACCUGAGUCUUUGCAAAAUAGGAAAAGGACCAUUUUCUAAUAACAGCUGUUCGAGCCUAUGGGAUUUCAAACCAUGGCAGCUUUUAUACUACAUGCAGAAAGUGAGAGUGAGGCUGAGCAGUGGAAGGCAGAUCUAUUUUGAUGAAAAUGGAGACCCUCCUGCUGUGUAUGAUAUUGUGCAUUGGAAGCUGGAUCCAGAAGGUAAACUGAAGCUAAUUAAUGUGGGAAGUUAUGACACAUCAGCAACUGAUGGAAAAACAUUGAACAUCAAUAUCAGUGCCAUGUUGUGGAAUACUGGAGACCAAAAGGUUCAGCAUCUGAUUGAAGUAGAAAGCUGUUUUACCAGUGACAGGGAUGUUACCCCUCGUUCUGUAUGCAGUGAGAAAUGUCUGAUGGGUUUUAGGAAGGCAGUUAUAAAAGGAGUGCCUGCCUGCUGCUUUAAUUGUGUCCCGUGUGCCCAAGGAGAAAUUGCCAAUCAAACAGAAUGCUAUAAGUGUCCAUGGAAUUCCUGGCCUAAUUACCAAAAAGACAAAUGCCUUCCAAAAUCCAUUGAAUACCUAUCUUAUGAAGAACCAUUGGGUAUUACUCUGGCUGGAAUAAGUGUAACAUCUUCCAUAAUUCCUGUAGCUGUUCUAGCACUACUGAUCCAAUACAAGACCACACCUAUUGUUCGAGCAAACAAUUAUAUCCUAAGUUGUCUUCUCCUAGUCUCAUUGACACUUUGCUUCUUGUGCUCAUUGUGUUUCAUUGGCUAUCCCAACCCUGAGAAAUGUCUCCUGCGCCAGACGGCAUUUGGUGUAGCCUUUGCCUUCUGUGUUACAUGUAUAUUGGCAAAAACCAUCAUGGUAGUGAUUGCUUUUAAGGCUACUAAACCACACAGUGUCUUGAAGAAAUUGACUAGUCCAUGGUUUUCAUAUCUGAUAAUUGGGUUGAGCACUUUGCUACAGUUUGUGAUGUGUAUUAUAUGGAUAGCUCUCUAUCCUCCCUUUCCUUUCUACAAUUCAAAGACAGAAUCUUCAGUUAUUAUACUUGAAUGCAAUGAAGGCUCUUCCAUGGCUUUCUGGUGCAUUUUAGGAUAUCUGAGCUUUCUGGCUACUAUAAGCUUUUUAGUUGCCUUCCUUACUAGAAAGCUCCCAGACAGCUUCAAUGAAGCUAAAUUCAUUACAUUCAGUAUGUUGGCCUUCCUUACUGUUUGGGGAUCUUUUAUUCCAGCAUAUCUCAGUACCACUGGAAAAUAUAUGGUUGCCAUGGAGGUCUUUGCAAUUUUGUCGUCAAGCUGGGCCAUGCUUUCUUGUAUGUUUGCUUCUAAGUGUUAUAUUAUUUUAUUCCAACCCAAAAUGAAUUCAAGACAACAUCUUAUGGGGAGGACAAAAACUCACACAAUGCAAAAAUAA